Mytilus trossulus (common blue mussel) is the source of this 911-nucleotide messenger RNA. Its product is annotated as glutathione S-transferase 1-like. Gene Ontology annotation, biological process: glutathione metabolic process. NCBI's taxonomy places the organism in Eukaryota, Metazoa, Mollusca, Bivalvia, Mytilida, Mytilidae. Gene Ontology annotation, molecular function: glutathione transferase activity. The record is from RefSeq and is a predicted model, not a curated record. The coding region runs from base 150 to 761 and encodes 203 amino acids. The transcript is spliced from 5 exons.
ACCUAGCCUGUAUCAACACAGGUAUUUUUACGUAGGUCAUUGAACAUAUCUAUUGUCAGUUCAAAAUCUAGAACAAAGAAUCAGUGAUUUUUAGCUGGUGAAGAACCUGUUUUAUCCAUAAGUGUGAAAAGAAUAGAAUAAAAUAAAUAAUGCCGUCGUACAAAUUGUCGUAUUUCAAAGGAAAAGGAAGGGGUGAACUUGCUCGAUUGAUGUUUGCUGCGGCUGGUAAAGAAUUCGAAGACGAAAGAUUAGCCGGGGAGGAAUGGCUAGCAUUCAAACCCAAAACACCAUACGGUCAGGUGCCAGUUUUAACAGUAGAUGGGAAAAUGAUCAAUCAGAGUGGUGCCAUUGUCCGAUUUCUAGCUCGAGAAUUGGGGUUGUAUGGAAAGGAUAAUAUGGAGAACACCAGAUGUGAUGUAAUUCUAGAAACGAUUAACGAUAUAGUUACAGAUAUGCUCAAAUACUUCUUUGAGAAAAAUGAAACAAAAAAGGCAGAAGCAUUAAAACCUUUAAAGGAGAACUCUCUACCCAAGUUCUUGAAGUUUUUAACUACAGUUUUGGAGGGAAAUGGCAACAAAUAUCUCGUUGGAUCUGACCUGACAGUAGCUGAUAUUGCUCUAUUUGAUAUUUUGGAAUGGUUUAAUGAUGCAGCGUUUUCUGGUGCCAUUGAUGACUACUCCGCGAUACAGAGUCUUGUCGAUAGAGUCAAGUCAGUUCCAAACAUCAAAAAGUAUCUGGAAAUCCGUCCAGCUGAUUCCUAAGUGCCAUUGUGUGACCAAAUUAUGAUUUUGGUGUUGUGUUGAUGAUUCACGUCGUGGAUAAAGAUUCAUUCUGACAUUUUACUCAAUUGUUUAUGAGUUAAAAAUACCUUUAAUUGUUGUUGUCCAUUAAAGGGUGUGUUUUGAUAGAAA